Procambarus clarkii (red swamp crayfish) is the source of this 1399-nucleotide messenger RNA. Its product is annotated as NAD-dependent protein deacylase sirtuin-5, mitochondrial. Gene Ontology annotation, cellular component: nucleus. The record is from RefSeq and is a predicted model, not a curated record. Gene Ontology annotation, molecular function: histone deacetylase activity, NAD-dependent; protein-succinyllysine desuccinylase activity; NAD+ binding. NCBI's taxonomy places the organism in Eukaryota, Metazoa, Arthropoda, Malacostraca, Decapoda, Cambaridae.
GGGGUUGGGGCCGGUCCCCAGGGACUGGGCCGGGAGCCAGGUGGGGGUUGGUACGGGGCAGAACGCUGCCAAACAUUAACUUGGAAGUGUGGCUAUAUAAUGAAGUAGUUGUACUUGAGAAUAUUGUCAUGACAUUUAUAGUAAUGGUGGGCACCGUGGGAGGCGUCAUGGGCACCGUGGGGCGCCUGGGGAGGACCUUCCUUGGGUCACGGUGUGGGUUCACAAUGUCCGCUGUGCGUCCCAGCUCAGAUAUGGCCAAGUUUAGAGAGAUUUACCGCACCUCGAGGCGUGUGGCUGUUCUCACCGGUGCAGGAGUUUCAGCAGAAUCAGGAGUUCCCACUUUUCGUGGAGCCGGAGGAUUUUGGCGGACUUGGCAGGCUCAAGAACUGGCAACUCCUGGAGCCUUUAGGCGGAAUCCCUCACUGGUGUGGGAGUUUUACCACUAUCGUAGGGAAGUCAUGCAUACCAAGAAUCCUAAUCCUGCUCAUUUGGCACUAGCAGAGGCAGAACAGCAUCUUACAGCACAGGGGCGGCAUCUAGUUAUUAUCACACAAAAUAUUGAUGAAUUACAUUUUAAGGCUGGAUCAAAAAAUGUCAUAGAAUUGCAUGGAUCACUGUUCCGAACCCAGUGUUCAAAGUGUGGAGAAGUACGUGCCAACACUGACAGUCCUAUUUGUCAUGCACUUGCUGGAAAAGGAGCCCCAGAUCCAAAGGCAGAAGAUGCAAGAAUUCCAGAUUCUGAGCUUCCAAGAUGUGUAACAUGUUCAGGACUCUUGCGUCCUAAUGUGGUCUGGUUUGGAGAAGGUCUUGAUCCUGAUGUAUUAUCCAGAGCAGAGGAUGAGCUGAGGACGUGUGACUUGUGUUUGGUGGUGGGAACGUCUUCAGUAGUGUAUCCUGCUGCUAUGUUUGCCCCACAAGUUGCAGCUCGAGGAGUGCCAGUAGCAGAAUUCAACCUAGAAGCAACACCAGCUACAGACUCAUUUGGGUUUCACUUUGAGGGACCAUGUGGAACAACACUACCUAUUGCCCUUGCUCCUUGAUUAAAUGAACGACAUGCUUAGGAUUCCAACCAAGAGAAUUUAAUCAUAUGUAAUUGUAUAUAUAUUGUGAAAUGCAAAUUUGUAUAAAACUUUUAUGCUAUAUUAAGAAAAUAUUUAUGUUAAAAGAUUGCCUUUGUCAUAGUUCAGACAAGAUACCAAGGGGCCUCAAUUACAAUGGUUGGGAGUCCCGUAAGAUACCUACUAUAAUUUUGUUAUCAAUAAAACUUUAUAAUGCACAGAACUGAGGCUUGUGACAUUUUAAGUGACAUUGGUAAUACUAGAUUUAAGCUUACUGCUGUAACUAUAUUCACAUUCUCCUGUGAAACUCAGUGUUUAGUAAAUUAUACUUGAGGAUAUUA